AUGGCCCUGGCAGAUGGUGAUCCGAUACGAUCCAUCAUUCGUGGGAGCAACGUGUGCUCGGACGGUCGCACUCCGGGAGUGACGUCGCCAUCGUGUGAGAUUCAGGCGAGGAUGAUUCAGAGGACGUACGAACUGGCAGGCUUAAACCCAAAUGAUACAGUUUAUGUUGAAGCGCAUGGAUCCGGUACCAUUCUCGGAGACAAGAUUGAGGCCACCGCUCUACAUGAGUCUCUUUGCACCGGAAGACAGAAGGAAAGCAAACUAUUCAUUGGAAGCGUCAAGACGAACGUCGGACAUACUGAGAGUGUGGCCGGAUUGGUUGGCCUGAUCAAGACCAUCUUGAUGCUCGAGAAGAAGAUGAUACCUCCCAAUGCGAUGUUCGCGAAGCCGAACAACGAUAUCCCGUUGCAAGAUUGGGGCCUGGAAGUGCCGCGGAGGAUGCUCAGGUGGCCCGAAGGGGCAGUUCGCCGUGCAUCGGUAAACAGCUUCGGGUACGGAGGAACAAACGCCCACGUCAUCCUAGAGGCUACCGAUGGUUAUCUCGACGAUAAGAAACAAAUACUGGCACUAAAAUCUCGAGCUAACACUGGAGAGCCUAUGACCUUCGGCUCUUCAUCAACGACAAACGCUCGGAGAGCUCGUCUCUUUGCCUUCUCCCACCAUCACGAAGGGGGCGUCGCAACACUGGCCGCCAACACUAAACGCUUUAUUCUGGACACCUUGGAUGAUACAAAUAGGGCUCUGGACAGCCUCGCUCACACACUAUCAGAUAGACGAUCGUCCCUCAAGUUCCGCUUUUGUGUCGCAGCAUCCACUCGUGACGAGCUUGUGGAUAGCCUCGCGCAAGUAGCGACGGGCUCCGACCGGGCGAUGAAAUCCGCCGGUGACCUGAGGAUAUGCUUCGUCUUCACAGGUCAGGGCGCUCAAUGGCCAGGCAUGGGUUGCGAGUUGCUCGCCACAUACCCCGUCUUUGCCGAGUCGAUGAGGCAAUCAGAGGAGUAUCUUGCCAGCCUCGGGACCGACUGGCGUCUUGUCAGCGAACUGGAGAGACCCAAAGAGAGUUCUCGUCUCCACGAAGCGAGCUUGGCUCAGCCUUGUUGCACGGCUGUCCAGCUUGCUCUUGUUGAUCUGCUCAAGUCGUGGGGCAUUCGUCCUGCCAUUGUGUGCGGGCACUCUAGCGGGGAAAUCACCGCGGCGUACGCUGCGGGCAUACUUUCUGCUAAAGACUGUUUGAAGAUUGCAUAUUUUCGUGGACACUCAAUGAAGCUGUUCAAGUCGCAGAAUCCAGACAUUCGCGGGGGUAUGCUCGCCGUCGGGCUCUCGGCAAGCGAAGCCAGAGAAUACAUUGAUGGGGAUGCCAAUUCUGGCAAGGUUGUGAUAGCUUGCGUCAACAGUCCGUCAAGUGUCACUCUGUCGGGAGACGAGGCAGCGUUGAACAACGUUCAAAAGAGACUUGCUGUAGGAGGAGUCUUCCACCGCAAGUUGGCCGUGGACAUGGCCUAUCACUCUCAUCAUAUGGAAAUGAUUCUCCAAGAAUAUCUGCACGCCAUACGGGACAUCAAAGCCUCUCUGCGCGAGCAGCAUGUUCAGAUGGUAUCUUCCGUCACGGGCACGGCUGUCCAAGGCGAAGAGCUCAAUGCGGCCUACUGGGGCACAAAUCUGACGUCUCCUGUCCUCUUCAAUGAUGCCCUUGCGCAAGUCCUUCGCACAACGCAAGACCACAAACAAAGCACCCCACUCGCGGUUAUCGAAAUUGGCCCUCAUUCUGCGCUUGCAGGUCCGAUCAAGCAGAUUGUCAAAGCUUCGACGCCGUCGGGACCAACCACCUAUCACUCAGUUCUCUACCGAUAUCAGGAUGCCAGCACGACCGCCUUGGGUCUCGCUCGAGACCUUUUUGUCAAGGGGGCUUCCAUAAAAUUCCGCCGAGUGAACGACCCUCAUGGCAAGGCAAAGAAGGACGUCUUGACGAACCUGCCAACAUACAACUGGCACCACAAAACAGCUCACUGGAGUGAGUCCCGCCGCAGCGCACAAUAUCGACACAGAAAAUUCCCCAAGCACGAUCUCUUCGGGGUAGCCAGCAUCGACAGUAUCCCUAGUGAGCCUACCUGGCGUAACUAUCUUCGUCUCGAGGACUUCCCUUGGCUCAAUGGGCACCGCAUUGGAGGUCAAGUCGUCUUCCCUGGUGCUGGCUUUAUUGCUAUGGUCUUGGAAGCGUUGAAGCAACAGGUUCUCAGUGAAAACAACACCUGGAAGAACAUGUGUAUCAAAUUUCGUCAAGUUCACUUCGGCCGCGCCCUGCUCAUUCCCGGUGAUUCUGUCGGCGUGGAGACGUUUGUCACCAUCCGACCUUAUACAUAUACGGCACGAGAAUCAUCGGCUUCCUGGAAAGAAUUUCGAGUUUUCUCGGUCUCUGCCAGCGGGGAAUCAACAGAACAUAGUCGGGGCCUUGUAACAGCUCUGCAACCUCCGCCCAAUGAACAAAGGGAUGAGACUGACUCUGAAUCUGUUCGGUUCGUCGAGGAAGCUGUCAAGAACAGUCGCGUCCUGAUUACCGCAAAACGGCUUUAUACAGAGCUCAGAGGCGUAGGAGUGGAUUACACGGGUUUGUUCGAAAGCCAAGAAGACAUUCGAGCUUCCGAGUCCUCAUCAGUCCGUCAGAUCAAGGUCCCAGAUGUUCAGGCCGUUAUGCCGUCACAACACCAUCAACCUCAUUGCAUUCACCCGGCAACGUUGGACCUCUGCAUUCAAGCAGUCUUCGCAGCCCUGAAAGUCGGUGGCCAUCUUCGCGGUGCCUUCGUUCUAAGCGGAAUUGAUGACCUUGAAAUUUCGAGCGAACUUCCAUCCCAACCCGGGAAGAGCAUGUCAGUCGCGAUGUGUCUCUCGGAUCACGGAGUCUCCAAAUACUCAGCAGAUAUAGUCGUCUCGAGCUCCGAGAAUGCGACAAUGGAGGUCUUUAUGAAGAUGCGGGGGGUCCGCUUGACGAGGACGAGUGGACCUCAUCAACAGGAUAACCUGCGGAAUCCUGCUGGACAGUCACCUUGCCAUCGACUGGAGUGGUUCCCUGAUGUGGCUUGCACUGAGCCUCGGAAAAUUAUCGAGCUUUGCGCUGCAGACUCUCCCAAUGCAUUGGAAGUAGGAAGGCUGGCUCUGUAUGACCGUUUUGCCAGGGCUGUUAUUCAGCAAACACUACAGGAGAUCUCUCCUGUCGAAGCAAACAUCACCGGUCCACCUUCUCAUUUGCUUCGAUGGAUGAAGCAGAUGGGUGCUGGAAGCCACGAGCCACUUCAGAUCGACGACAUGUUUCAAGACAAGAUCAGGUCUUUGGGAACCUUUGGUGAGGUCUUGGUCGAUACUGCACCUCACCUGCCAAGUGUGCUCCGCGGCGAAGUUGAUCCCUUGGCACUUCUUCUUCAGAAGGACCGUCUGCACCAGCUUAACAGAUGCGAACACGUCGACAGAUGCCAUAAGCGGAUGGCCAAAUACGUCAAACUUUUGCAAUUCAAAAACCCAAAUCUUCGCAUCCUUGAGAUUGGGGCUGGAACCGCAGCCACGUCGGUCGCGAUUUUGGAAUCUCUCUACAACGAUGAGGUUGCCAUAGAGCAGAGCAGGCCGCAGUCUUACACGUUCACGGACACAUCGACGGAUCUCUUUGAGAGCGCGGCAGAGAAGUUGCACAAGUUUCGAGGGACUGUCGAGUUCAAGAGGCUUGACAUCGAAGCAUCACCAGAACAGCAGGGGUUUGAAGAAGCGUCAUACGACUUGGUUAUUGCCUCAAAUGUCCUACAUGCGACUUCUCAACUCGCCAGCACGCUGAGAAACGUAAAGAACCUGCUCAAGCCAAAUGGCCAGCUUGCUCUUUUAGAAAUGACGGUUCCAAAAGCCCACCUCGGAAUCAUAUGGGGCAUGGUCCCUGCAUGGUGGUAUAGAGUCAACGACGGUCGGGUAGACUCGCCUCUUCAUGUUCUCAGUCCAUCCGAUUGGAGUGAUAUUCUCAGCCGCUGCGGCUUCUCUGGCAUCGAUCUCGAGAUGCCCGACUACGACUCCGCCGAGGACCACUCCCUAAGCGUCAUGAUCUCUUCCGCAACUGGCCACGUGGAGCCGCCUUGUCUGGGUGCGCAAACCAUGACGAGAAACACGUCUAGCGCGUCGGAGCUUUCUGCUUCCAACGCUGCUUCUGCCAGCCUCGAGUCACACUCAACAAACCUGACGGACCCGGAGGGCGACCUUCCACAGACCGUAUUGGUCAUUGGUGGCAGCGAUGGGCACAACAUUGCAGACAACGUAGUCGACGUGCUGGCCUCGGUCAAGUUUGGUGUAAACGUCAAGAAGUGCCCGUUGGCUGACGCAGAGGUUCUCGAUGGCCAACUUGCCGUGGUCCUGCUAGAAGCGGUAAACCCAUUCCUGGCGACGUGCUCCAAGAGCGAGUGGGAGAAGAUUCGACACAUACUGUGCAAUGCUGGCGGCGUCUUGUGGGUUAGCUGUGGUGGUGCGAUCCAGGCCGCAAAUCCUCUGCACUCGCUCAUCGUUGGCCUGACGCGCUGCGCCCGAUCUGAAAAUCAGGCCAGCAGCGUCGUCACACUGGACCUCGAGCCAAAUCACGAAUCAGGACUCGAAGUCGCCAAGCAAGUUGUUCGAAUAUUCGACCAUGCGUUCGGUCUUUCUGUGGAACGAGCAUCUCCACUGUUGGAGUUCGAAUACGCGAUCAGAGAGGGCGAGAUCCUGAUUCCCCGCUUGAUCCGGGACAGGCAAACAGAUGAAUACGUCAAAGACAGCUUGUCGACAUACCACCCUCGCAAUGAAAAGGCAAUCAAACCAAGCCGUGCUUUGGGCCUCAAGAUCCACGAACCUGGACUGCUCGACACGUUCUUCUGGGCCGACUCGCAGCGACACACGAGACGACUCGAAGCAGAAGAGGUGCGGGUAGAGCUCCAAUACGUCUCGCUGAACUUCAAGGACAUAAUGAUAGCCAUGGGCGAGCUCGAUGGACAUACCGCUUUGUUGCUAGAGGGUAGCGGAAAGGUUAUCGAAGUUGGCGAGCAACUCCGCCAUCAGUACGCUAUUGGCGAUUUGGUCUAUGUCUCUGAUCAAGGCGGUCUCGCAACCAGCAGCGUCAUCAGCAAGUGGAAUGUUCACCAUAUACCCAAGACGCUGCCGAUGAAAGUCGCCACUGCUGUUCCCAUGGCGUACGCAACAGCGUUGUACUCGCUAAGGACUGCUGCCAAUCUACAAGAGGGCGAGUCCAUCCUGAUUCAUUGCGGAGCAGGAGCGGUUGGACAAGCCACCAUUGCCUUGGCACAGUAUCUUAAAGCCGGCGCGAUAUACGUCACGGUUGGCAGCGAGGAGAAACGAGCACUUGUGAGAGAUAAUUACCAGAUUCCCGACGAGAACAUCUUCUCCAGCCGGGGACUCGAUUUCAGUCGUCAGAUCCUUCGCAGGACCAACGGACACGGUGUUGACGUGGUCCUCAACUCACUGAGCGGUGAAGCCUUGCAAAAGAGUUGCUCGCUUCUGAGGCCGUUUGGACGGUUUGUCGAGAUCGGCAAGAAGGAUUUGAUAUCCAACGCGAGACUCGAAAUGGGGUUCUUAGAGAAGAACAUCACGUUUGCCGCGGUUGACUUGGCUCUACUUGCCAAGGCGAGGCCAGCCGUCUAUCAGCAACUCUUUCACACCGUAUUCAAUCUCACCAGUCAAGACAACGUAAAGGUUCUGAGUCCAAUAGCAGUCAGUCCCGUCUCAGAGUUGGAGAGUUCUUUCAGAUUGAUGCAGGCUGGGAAGCACGUCGGGAAACUUCUGCUUGAGCUGGGAUCGGAUAUGACUAUACCUGUCCAACCCCAACAGCCACCUGCUCCGAAGCUGCGAGCAGAUUCUUCCUACCUGAUAGUUGGGGGAGCUGGCGGCCUAGGUCGGGCAGCUAUCAAGCAUUUUGCGAGUCUCGGAGCUAAGCACAUCAUCACCCUGUCUCGAUCUGGCUCUGAUAGCCAGGUCAUGCGAGAACUGAUAGAAGAGAUGAGGGCGAUUGGAGUUACCGUCAACGCCUGGAAGGGAAGUGUUACGGACGCUUCCAUUUUUGACUCUAUCAAAGAGCAUGCCAAGGCAUUUCCGAUCAGAGGCGUCGUCCAGGGAGCAAUGGUGCUCCAGGACUGUCGUCUGGACAACAUGACCUACGAGCAGUGGCGAGCCGCAAUGUCUCCAAAGGUCACGGGAUCGUUGCAUUUGCAUGAAGCGUUCGGAAACACUCUGGAUUUCUUUAUCCUCCUUUCCAGUGCUGCGGGUAUCGUUGGCUCCUAUGGUCAAGGCAACUAUUCGGCCGGAAAUACCUUCCAAGAUUCUCUCGCACGCCACCGAGCAUCCCUCGGCCUGCCGGUCCGGUCCAUCGAUGUUGGCGCCGUGGCGGAAGAAGGUUAUUCGGCAGAGAACCCGGCUGCCGCGGAAUUUGUCGUUCGCCAAGGGUUGCGACUAUACCAGGUCAAGGAGUUCCUCGCAACCAUCAACGAGGCGAUCCGGAAUCCGCUGCCGUCCCACUACUCGGCGGCACAAUUGAUCUGCGGCGUCACUAGAGCCGAUCCGACUUCUCAGGAUCAAGCAGCAUCCAUACAACGUCCAGACCUCAAGUUCUCGCACAUGUGGGCGACGCCGAAUCAACAGGGAACCGCAAAGUGCGAAUCGAAACAGCAGGACAUACAGGCGAUUUUAAGAUCAGCAACGGCGGCGGCCGAGGUCGAGGAAGCAACGCAAGCAGCGAUACUAGCGAAGCUCUCUAGUCUGCUUGCUUUGCCCGUGGAAGAUAUCAGCACAGAUCGGUCCAUGGCGAGCUACGGAAUGGACUCCCUCGUUGCGGUGGAACUUCGCAACUGGAUCCUGGCACAACUCGAGUCCCACAUCCAGAUGUUUGAACUGAUGAGUUCCAUAACUUUCGCUGAACUAUCGAACACCAUUGCCAGGAGGUCUCGACUGGCGAUGGCCGGUCUCUUCACCGAUGACAAAUAG
Molecule: messenger RNA, 6990 nt
Organism: Purpureocillium takamizusanense
Lineage: Eukaryota; Fungi; Ascomycota; Sordariomycetes; Hypocreales; Ophiocordycipitaceae
Product: putative PKS/NRPS-like protein biosynthetic cluster
Exons: 6
Coding region: 1-6990 (2329 amino acids)
Biological process (GO): secondary metabolite biosynthetic process; fatty acid biosynthetic process
Molecular function (GO): phosphopantetheine binding; fatty acid synthase activity; oxidoreductase activity
Source: RefSeq, a predicted model, not a curated record